This is a messenger RNA of Penicillium mononematosum, 1149 nucleotides long. Its product is annotated as protein kinase. NCBI's taxonomy places the organism in Eukaryota, Fungi, Ascomycota, Eurotiomycetes, Eurotiales, Aspergillaceae. The record is from RefSeq and is a predicted model, not a curated record. Bases 1 to 1149 code for a protein of 382 amino acids. Gene Ontology annotation, biological process: protein phosphorylation. Gene Ontology annotation, molecular function: ATP binding; protein kinase activity. The transcript is spliced from 5 exons.
AUGCGUCUCCUUCCUGCGUCAUUACCACGAUUCGCACGGCCACGUUUCCCACAAGUUACUCGGACAUUUUAUCGACCAAACCACAUAAUGGCUGAGGGAGAAGCAAUCGAGGAACAGAGCUUGCCGCGCUACCAUGAAAGACGUUACUACCCCGUCAAAAUUGGCGAUGUGUUGAAAGACCAAUACCGAAUUAUCGCAAAGCUUGGAUACGGCCGUAUCCACUGUCUGGCUUGCCUGGGAUCAGAGUACACUUCACUCAAAGUGUGUGUUAGCCAUGACACCGAAUCUUCUCCAGUUCUCAACGAGAUCAAUAUGCUGCGGCGUUUGAAGAGAUUCGCUGACACCGAACAACGCGACCUUCCCGGAGUGGGCUUUACGCGUCUUGCCGACGAUAUCUUUGAGAUUGAUGGGGCUCCCAUCGAUGGCCGACAUUACUGCAUCGCCUCGAGACCCGAAGGCCAGAGCAUGCGCGUGCUACAGGAGACAUUUCCAAAUGCCAUCCUGCCAAAGCUUCUUGUGAAAUCGAUCAUACACCGCUUAUGGUUCUCGGUUAACUGGUUUCAUUCAACAUGCGGUGUCAUACAUACUGAUAUUUCGCCUCAGAAUGUUCUUAUGCUACUCGAGGAUCAUAGCAGCCUUAAGGACAUCGAAGACCAAGAGUUGCGGAGUCCUAGCGUCCCCGUAACCACGACCAAUGGAGCGGCUCCCGUGUAUAGGUCUCGACAAACUAAGUUAGAGCUUUCAGGCCUCCCGGUCCUUACUGAUUUCGGGCAAAUGCGACUAGCCGAAGGGCAGACUAACCAGGAUUGGUGGAUGUCUGAUUUAUACAGGGCUCCAGAGGUCCUCUUAGGCUUGCCAUGGGAAUAUCCUGUCGACGUGUGGUCUAUUGGAGUUAUGACACUAGAGCUUCUGGAAGGGAAGAAUCUAUUUGACCCUAUUGAUCGGGUCAACAAUCAGUAUGUUCUUCCGUUGGCAUUAGCCCAGUAUAUUGGAUAUCUGGGUCCUCCGCCGCUGGAGAUGCUACGCAAAAGCCCACUCUUUUCGACCUAUUUUGAUGAACAGGUGAGGGCCAAUUCGUACGAGCUUAUCCAAGACGAGUGGAUGAUGAGGCCUCCUUCCGAGGAAGAUAUCGCAAACUGCAUGGGUUAA